AGAAAUCAUCCAUAAAUACCCAUUAACCCCUUUCUCAUUCGCCCUCCCACCGUCUUCACUCUCCUCUCUCUGGUCCCCAUUCUCUCAUCGCUGCUCUCCAAUGGCGCUCCUCCGCAUCGUGAUCGGAGCCAUUCUGCUCGCCUUCAUGACUUCACCGACCACUGCACGGAUCCCCGGCGUCUACACCGGCGGGCCAUGGCAGAACGCUCACGCCACCUUCUACGGCGGCAGCGAUGCCUCCGGCACCAUGGGAGGAGCAUGCGGGUAUGGGAAUCUCUACAGCCAAGGGUACGGCGUCGAAACAGCAGCGCUGAGCACGGCUCUGUUCAACAAUGGGUUCAGCUGCGGAGCCUGCUUCGAGAUCAAGUGUGCCGAUGAUCCAGAAUGGUGCCAUGGUGGAAGCCCAUCCAUCCACAUCACCGCCACCAACUUCUGCCCUCCUAACUUCGCCCUUCCUUCAAACAAUGGCGGAUGGUGCAACCCUCCAAGGCCACACUUCGAUCUCGCCAUGCCGAUGUUCCUCAAGAUCGCUCAGUACCGCGCCGGCAUCGUCCCCGUCUCUUACCGCCGAGUACCAUGCAAGAAGUCUGGUGGUAUUCGGUUCACCAUAAACGGGUUCAGGUACUUCAACCUAGUGCUCAUCACCAACGUGGCCGGCGCCGGAGAUGUCGUGCGCGCCAGUGUGAAGGGCUCACGCACCGGGUGGAUGCCCAUGUCCCGUAACUGGGGCCAGAACUGGCAGUCCAACGCCGUGCUCUCCGGCCAAUCCCUCUCCUUCCGUGUCACUGGCAGUGACCACCGCACUUCCACUUCCUGGAACAUUGUCCCUUCCAAUUGGCAAUUUGGCCAAACUUUUUCCGGAAAAAAUUUCCGUGUUUGAAGUGAUGAACUUUGUUAAAGGUUUUAUUAGAUAUAUAUAUAUAUAUAUAUCAAGAUUUCAAGUGUAGUAGUAUAGUUGUUAUUAUUGGUAGUUAUUGGCACUGGUUUUUAAUGGUGUCUAGUAUUAUGUAAUGGGUUUUGGUAGUAGUGAAAGGAGGGAGUGUGUGCGUUUUGCCUUUUUUUGACUGUGUUUUUUUGGGGGCUUAUGUGUUUGGGGGAGUUGUGAUUUUAGUUGAGAGAGGUGGCUGAAGUGGCUGCAGCAUAAGAAAGAAGAGCUGGAGGCCCGCAGCUGCGUGUUUGAUUUGGUAA
Messenger RNA from Dioscorea cayenensis subsp. rotundata (Guinea yam), 1188 nucleotides. RefSeq names its product expansin-A4-like. Lineage: Eukaryota; Viridiplantae; Streptophyta; Magnoliopsida; Dioscoreales; Dioscoreaceae. The transcript is spliced from 3 exons. Gene Ontology annotation, cellular component: extracellular region. The record is from RefSeq and is a predicted model, not a curated record. Gene Ontology annotation, biological process: plant-type cell wall organization. The coding region runs from base 101 to 880 and encodes 259 amino acids.